This is a messenger RNA of Aureobasidium subglaciale EXF-2481, 1314 nucleotides long. RefSeq lists its product as uncharacterized. Gene Ontology annotation, cellular component: cytoplasm. The record is from RefSeq and is a predicted model, not a curated record. The coding region runs from base 1 to 1314 and encodes 437 amino acids. The transcript is spliced from 2 exons. Gene Ontology annotation, biological process: post-transcriptional regulation of gene expression. Gene Ontology annotation, molecular function: mRNA binding. Lineage: Eukaryota; Fungi; Ascomycota; Dothideomycetes; Dothideales; Saccotheciaceae.
AUGGACGCAGACGCAGCCCGCUUCGCAAACUUUAAGUUGCCGGAACUCGUCGGUGAGAUCUACAGUCUUUGCAAGGAUCAGCAUGGCUGUCGUUAUCUGCAGAAGAAGCUGGAAGAGGGCGAUGGCGAAAACAUCAGACUCAUUUUCGAAGAGACCAACCCUCACAUGAUUGAGUUGAUGACUGAUCCCUUCGGCAACUACCUCUGUCAGAAAUUGCUCGAGUUCGCCAACGAUGACCAGCGUACGGUCCUCAUCCGCGCAGCCGCCCCUUCGAUGGUGAAGAUCGCUCUGAACCAGCACGGCACCCGCGCACUGCAGAAGAUGAUUGAGUUCAUCACUACGCCCGAGCAGAUAGAGAUCAUCACCGAGGCUCUCAAGUACGAAGUUGUGCCUCUCAUCCAGGAUCUCAACGGCAAUCACGUCAUCCAGAAGUGUCUCAACCACUUGUCUCCGGAGGACGCCCAGUUCAUCUUUGACGCUGUCGGCACUAGCUGUGUCAUUGUCGGUACUCAUCGUCAUGGCUGCUGCGUCCUUCAGCGUUGCAUCGACCACGCCACCGGCCACCAGAAAGGCCAGCUUAUCCAGUACAUCACCUUGAACGCCUACACCCUUGUCCAGGAUCCCUUCGGCAAUUAUGUUGUUCAGUACAUCCUCGACCUCGGCGAGCCUGCCUUCUCGCAGCCUUUGGCCAAGAGCUUCCUCGGCCAUGUUGCUGGUCUCUCAAGACAGAAGUUUAGCUCCAACGUGAUCGAGAAGUCGAUCCGUACUGGCGACGAGAUCACCAGACGCGCUCUCAUCGAUGAGAUUAUGAACCCUGUCGAGCUCGAGAGGCUGCUUCGCGACUCUUACGCCAACUACGUCGUCCAGACUGCCAUGGACUAUGCCGACCCCGAGGUCAAGGCUCGCCUCAUCGAUAACAUCCGCCCGAUCCUUCCCUCGAUUCGUCACACCCCUUACGGCCGUCGUAUCUCCGGCAAGAUCCAGGACUACGACAACCACCUCAACGGCCUGCCCGGUAGCAUGUCUCCCCCUGGUGUCAUGUCUCCUGGCCAGCUCAGCUCGACACCUUUCCGUACCAGCAGAUCCAACACGGUCACCUCGUACACCAGCAACAGCCCUGUCAGCCAUCAAGUCGGCAACUACGGCACCACCAGCUUGGGCUCUCCCAACGCUCAUCAUCGUCAGCAGGGAUCGCUCAACACUAUGCUCGCCCAGCCAGGUGGCCAGCAGCAGAUGAACGGCUACGCUCAUGGCUACCAGCAGUAUGGCCAUGGCUCCCGUGGCUCUCGCGCUUCCAACAUGGGACACUACUGA